This is a messenger RNA of Monoraphidium neglectum, 462 nucleotides long. RefSeq lists its product as hypothetical. The transcript has a single exon. Lineage: Eukaryota; Viridiplantae; Chlorophyta; Chlorophyceae; Sphaeropleales; Selenastraceae. The coding region runs from base 1 to 462 and encodes 153 amino acids. The record is from RefSeq and is a predicted model, not a curated record.
AUGGCUCGCAUGAUCUCCGUGGCCGCUCUGGCCGUGUUCCUGCUGGCGGCGCCCGCCCUUGCGGCCCGCGACCUCAAGCAGCUGGGCGCCGUCACCGGCGCUGUCAGCGGCCUGCUGGGCACUGUUGGCUCCACGGUCGGCGCUGUCCCCGUCGUUGGCCCCGUUGCCAGCCCCGUUGUUGGCACCGUGGGCAGCACUGUCAACGGCCUCCUCGGCACCGCCACCGGUGUGGUCACCCCCGUCCUUGGCACUGCCGUCGGCACCGUGAACAGCCUCCCCGUUGUUGGCCCCAUCGCCUCCCCCAUUGUCGGCACCACCCUCAGCACCGCGAACGGCCUCCUUGGCACCGCCAGCGGCGCCCUGGGCACUGUCUCCGGCGUUGCUGGCGCCGCUACCGGCGCUGCCACUGGCCUCCUCGGCACCGUCACUGGUGCGGCCAGCACCCUGCCCCUGCUGGGCUGA